This is a messenger RNA of Physcomitrium patens, 1639 nucleotides long. RefSeq lists its product as uncharacterized. The record is from RefSeq and is a predicted model, not a curated record. Lineage: Eukaryota; Viridiplantae; Streptophyta; Bryopsida; Funariales; Funariaceae.
UGUAUAUGAAAGCGGUCAUCUUAUUCUGUUGCUGGUGGGGGGGGGGGGUGGUUAUGCUGUGAGAAGCAUGAAUUCAAAAUAAUUAGAUGGCGCUUGCAACGAGGAGGUCUGACUGUUUCAAACCCCGAUCCUCCGGGCCACUUGGCGAAAGAUGCAGUCGCCUGCUACUGCUUCCAAUUUCCUCAACCUUUCGCACCCCGCUGCACCACUCUUCUUGUACUCUUAAAACGAGUACUCUCGCAGCAUAAGCCUCAUCUUCAAACUGUUUGUGCCUUGAUUCCAUAAUCUGGCGGGGAUCAUACUAGUUCUUGGAGUGCACUUCUAACACCUGAUGGUUGUAGUCAAUUCCUAGUCAACAUUGCGGUGACAGUGCACUAAAAUCCCUCAGAUUGUAACCGCCAUAACCGGGCAUCAAGGUUUCGCAGCCAGCGAAUCAGAUUGGAUUGAAGUUUUGCAGUUCUGUUGAAGGAAGCUGCAGAUCUGAGGUAGGAUUGAAGUUGCAGCGUGACGAAAGGCAAUUAAGAUGGCGGAUGUGGUCGAUGGAGCAGGCGAUGUUCAACCAACUGUGGAGCAGGAAUCAAGAUCGUUUGAGCUUCCUGCCGCGACCGAUCCCACGGAUGCGCCAACACCUGCCGUGACAGAGGAGUCUGAAACCCAGCCUCCUGCAGCAGACGACAGUGGCAGCUCCAGCAGCGAUGACGAAGCAGAAAGCAAAAAAGCUGAGGAACCCACCCCGGCAUCAGAAUCACCCGAUUCGGUAGCUUCUGCUGUGCCGGCCGCUGCUGCAGGGAGAUGGAAUACGUUGCUUGACAGGAUCCAUCCCUCUAUGAAGAAACACGCCGACACUGUGGCCAACCACCCGGUUGUGAAUACGUUGCGUCAGAGAGCCGUCCAGGCUCAUCAGACCGUGGUGAACAAUCCCUACGUACAGAAGGGCACGGGCGCCAUCAAGGCCAGCGGCGCCAAAACGAUGGAAGGAGGGAAGAUGGUGCGAGAUGACCCUAAGCGCUUUGUUUCCUUCUUUGCCGCCAUCGUCGGUCUCAUGGCUCUUGGCCUUCUCUUCCGAGUGUUGAUGCAGAAGUACCCAGAGUACAAUUUAGUAAAAGACGCAUAUGCCCAGAUAAUGAAAUUGGGGAAGGGUCACAAGGAGCUGUAGGAUGCCAGUCUCCUCAGUUUCCUUCCAGUUAAGCAGACGACUCGACAAUAUUAUUUCGGCAGGUGAUGGAGACCGUGUGAUUGUCAAACUUGGGCGUCGGUUUAACAGGAGAUGAGGCCACCACAACGGCGAGUCACACAAUCUGUUGUAAACAUGUUGUUAGCAUAAUAUUCCAUACGUGUCAGUGAUUUCGGUUGUGUAAAGAAUUGAAGCAGCGCAACAAUAACCUCGGAGCAUGUCAUCGAAGCAAUUCGUAAAUUGCUACCUCGAUUGCGUUACUCAAGCCUUAUGUAAUUCAUCUAGUAAAAGAGUGUAAUAUUCACGAAGUUAUACUCAUAGGGCAGUGCAAACCCAUGUAGUUAUAAGAUUAGGGUCACAAGUUCUGAGAAUGUUGUUACAGUGCUUUUUCAUCUAUCGACUAUGGCGAUGCUAAGUCACGCAGGAGAGUUCACGAAAUAAUAAAGUUGUGCAGAUAUUAUCUAA